Molecule: messenger RNA, 1765 nt
Organism: Daphnia carinata
Lineage: Eukaryota; Metazoa; Arthropoda; Branchiopoda; Diplostraca; Daphniidae
Gene: Stam
Product: signal transducing adapter molecule 1-like
Exons: 7
Coding region: 139-1581 (480 amino acids)
Biological process (GO): protein transport to vacuole involved in ubiquitin-dependent protein catabolic process via the multivesicular body sorting pathway
Cellular component (GO): ESCRT-0 complex
Molecular function (GO): ubiquitin binding; phosphatidylinositol binding
Source: RefSeq, a predicted model, not a curated record
CAGAUGUCUUAACUUGAUUUGCGCUGUAGUUUAUCGCUUACUCAUUACUCAUCCGUCGAUUCCUGUGUUUUUCUUUUAACUUGUUCUUCCUAUCCUGUCUUUUAAAUACAAAUAUCUACUAUAAAGGGACAUUUUAAAAUGGGCAUUUUCUCCGGGAGUUCACCAUUCGAUCAGGAUGUCGAAAAAGCAACUGACGAGAAAAAUAUGGGUGAUAACUGGGAGACGAUUCUUGAUGUCUGCGACAAAGUGAAAGCCAUAACCACAGGACCCAAAGAUUGUUUAAGAGCUAUUAUCAAGCGUUUGUAUCAUCAAAAUCCACAUGUUGCUAAGCAAGCUGUUAUUCUUUUAGAUGCUUGUGUUAGCAACUGCAAUAAACCAUUCCACCUAGAAUUGGCCUCAAGAGAUUCUGAGCAAGAGUUGUAUAAGCUGAUAAAAAACAAAUUACACCCUCAAGUAGCUUCCCAACUGAAACAAUGUUUGAAAAAAUGGGCUGAAGGUGAUUUCAAAACUGAUUCUCAACUUAGUCUCAUACCUGCCCUAUAUAAUCGUUUGAGGCAAGAAGGUUCUGAUUUCAUGGGGACAUCUGAUCCAGUAAAGAAAGUAGUUAUACACAAUUCAGAUGUAGCAGCUAAAGAAGAAGAAGAUAUAGCAAAAGCAAUUGCGUUGUCACUCAAAGAAGCAGAAGUGACGACAAAAGUUUCCUCAUCCUUGUAUCCUUCGAUGGCAACAGCUGCUCCAGUUUCACCCGUGAAAGAGCGCCGCAAAGUUCGUGCCCUGUAUGAUUUUGAGGCCGCCGAAGAUAAUGAAUUGACAUUCAAAGCUGGAGAAAUCAUUCACGUCAUUGAUGAUUCAGACCCAAACUGGUGGAAGGGAUCGAAUCAAAGAGGAGAAGGCCUUUUCCCGGCCAAUUUUGUGUCGACCGACUUGGAUGUUGAACCUGAGAUUAUGGUAGCAAGGGAUACGUCUAAGAGAGUCCAGUUUAACGAGCAAGUAGUCGUAGCCACUCUUGAAGAGACGGCUAGUAGUGAAGCCGAAGUAGAGAUCGAUGAAGCUAAAAUAGAUCGAAUGCUUCAUGCCCUUCAUGAAGCAGACCCCACAGGAGAACGAAACGAUCCCGAAGAGUUAAAAGUGUUAGAAGAUCAAUGUGGAGCGAUGGGACCCCUAAUUGAUGCCGAACUGGAGAAACUUGAUCGGCGCCACGCUCAUCUUACCAAACUAGGAAGUCAUUUGAUAGAAUCACUUGACAUGUAUCGCAGCCUAAUGCGAGAGAUGCCGGCCGCACAAGCUCAUGGUAAUAUUACCAUGGGAAUGCCUGGUCCUGGAUAUCAGUAUACAGGAAUAAGCGUUGGAUCAACUGUUCAGCCUGGCGGCGCUAUGCAUGCAACCGGGGCGAUGAAAUAUCCGUUUCCGCAACCUCAAGCUCCUCCGCAGAGUCCAUCGUUAGCACCUUUUGCUCCGCCUGGCAGCCAGCCUGCUCCGUUCCCUCCUAAUCAAGUCCCCAACCCAAUGCCUUAUGGAGUUGUUAAUAUGGGUCAACAGCCUUUUGUUAAUCCAUACUCCGGUCAUCCCCCUAACUUCUAGUUUGUAUUAGCUGCGCAAUUGUACAGUUACUAAGGCACUGCGUUGUUGUAACUCUCCUUCCUGUCUUUUUCCAUUCUUCAAGGUCUCAGUUGUUUCAUAUCUAAUUUCAUCAAACCUUUACCCUACAACCCAUUUAGUUACUCUGUUGAUUAUAACAAUAAAUUCGCAUAACUUUCCGUUCGAA